UCCUUUUCAGUUUGUAAAAUCGCCUCGAACGGUUCGGAACGCGCGCGCGAAGAGAUCGGACGGCCUACUCCCCGGAAAGAAAGAAAUAAAAGAGGAAGGAGGCGCCCCAAAAAGAAAUCGAGUGUAGUUCAGUAGUGGAAUAGUCCUCAGUUUAGUUUUGCCAUUUUCCUCAACUUCAACUUCAAGCCCCAAACGGUGGUUUUCCUGCGCUUUCACUGAGUUUUCCUGCGGGCAGGGCCCCAUAAGAGUCCCAGUAUCGGAACUAUGUUUAUGGGCAGAGCGUAACGAGGACGCAGGAUGAGAGAAUAGCGCCAUUAUGUCCAAUCCAACACCAACCUAUGGUGGUCCGAGGUCUUGAGACCUGAUCCCCAGUGGGUGCCGCAGAGUGGAUCGGAGGAAGUGAGAGGAGAGUCUGGUGCCUUGGACGAAGGCAAACUUAACUGCAAAAACCGUGGGCAAGGACAACGAAAAGCAUUCAGGUUGGCCAGAGCAAAUCAAAACAAAGUAAUCCCAAGAAAGAACAGACAUUAAACCCACACAAGACUCUCACCAAAAGAGCGGAAAACAAAACAAAAAAGCACUCAAAAUCCUACACUGAAAACCAAAUUACACAGAAAAAAAAACAUUUUCAAUCAGUUUUUUAGUUUUAAAUACUUUUUAACAAGCUUUAAUUUUGAGUUCUUGACCAAGACCAUGACUUAUAUACCUAAAAAAAUGCAACACUAUGCGCAUGCAGCCAUGAAUCUGAUCAAUAUGGACUCGGAGAACCGGGUGGUGCUCAAUGUGGGUGGCAUUAGGCACGAAACCUACAAGGCCACGCUGAAGAAGAUUCCGGCUACGCGAUUGUCGCGAUUGACAGAGGCCCUGGCCAACUAUGACCCGAUACUGAAUGAGUACUUCUUUGAUCGGCAUCCGGGAGUCUUCGCACAAGUGCUCAACUAUUACAGAACCGGCAAACUGCACUAUCCUACGGAUGUAUGCGGACCGCUGUUCGAGGAGGAAUUGGAGUUUUGGGGCCUAGACUCGAACCAAGUGGAGCCCUGCUGCUGGAUGACGUAUACGCAGCAUCGCGACACCCAAGAAACCCUGGCCGUAUUGGAUCGUCUCGAUCUGGAUACGGAAAAACCGUCCGAAGAGGAAUUGGCACGCAAAUUCGGCUUCGAGGAGGACUACUACAAAGGCACUAUAUCCUGGUGGCAGGAGAUGAAGCCACGCAUUUGGUCCUUGUUCGAUGAGCCCUACAGUUCCAAUGCAGCUAAGACCAUUGGCGUGGUUUCGGUGUUCUUCAUAUGCAUUUCGAUCCUGUCGUUCUGCCUGAAGACCCACCCCGACAUGCGGGUGCCCAUCGUCCGGAAUAUUACAGUGAAAACUGCCAAUGGAAGUAACGGCUGGUUUCUGGACAAAACCCAGACCAAUGCGCACAUAGCCUUCUUCUAUAUUGAAUGCGUUUGCAAUGCCUGGUUUACCUUUGAAAUAUUGGUGCGCUUUAUCUCAUCGCCGAACAAGUGUGAAUUCAUCAAGUCAUCUGUUAACAUCAUAGAUUACAUAGCGACGCUUAGUUUUUAUAUCGAUCUAGUGCUUCAGCGGUUCGCAUCGCACCUGGAGAACGCUGACAUCCUCGAGUUCUUCUCGAUCAUCCGCAUCAUGCGUCUGUUCAAGCUGACGCGCCACUCGUCCGGCCUGAAGAUUCUGAUCCAGACGUUCCGGGCCUCGGCCAAGGAGCUAACCCUGCUGGUGUUCUUCCUCGUCCUGGGCAUCGUGAUCUUCGCCAGCCUCGUCUACUACGCGGAGCGCAUCCAGCCGAAUCCGCACAAUGACUUCAACAGCAUCCCGCUGGGCCUGUGGUGGGCCCUAGUCACCAUGACCACCGUCGGCUACGGGGACAUGGCGCCCAAGACCUACAUCGGCAUGUUCGUGGGUGCCCUUUGCGCCCUUGCCGGCGUACUAACCAUUGCACUGCCAGUGCCCGUCAUCGUCAGCAACUUCGCCAUGUACUACUCGCACACGCAGGCCAGGGCCAAACUGCCAAAGAAGCGGAGACGAGUGCUUCCCGUGGAACAGCCGCGGCAACCCAGACUGCCAGGUGCCCCUGGCGGUGUCAGUGGCUGCGGUACCCCGGGCUCGGGUCCCCAUUCCGGUCCCAUGGGAUCCGGCGGAACUGGACCACGUCGCAUGAACAAUAAAACGAAGGACCUGGUCAGCCCCAAGUCAGGUCCGCUGGGCGCAAGCAUUGUGGCCAUGAGUCCCAGGACAAUGUUGGAUCUCAAUCCUGCCCUGGCCAUGGGCAAGCCCACGUUUCAGCCCCGCAUACCCACACCCUUGGCAGCCACACCACCUCCCAGUUCCGGCGGGGUGACGACAUCUGGGACUGGAACCACGGGAACAGUGACCGCCACUGCACCACCAGCACCGCCAACCUCGGUGCCCAGCAUUGCCGUGUCCACCACAGCGAGUGUGGGCAAGGAUUCGGGCAUCUCGACCACCACAACCACGGCGCAGGACACCAGCAAGAAGGCCUUCCUCUAAGCCGGGAGCCACGAGACUCAAGCCACCUGAUAUCUAUCCAAUCACGAUUCCCAUAUCCCCCAAUAAGCAAUAUCUAUUCGAUAUCAUACAUAGCCUUCGCAUA
Drosophila eugracilis is the source of this 2629-nucleotide messenger RNA. RefSeq names its product potassium voltage-gated channel protein Shaw (gene Shaw). Lineage: Eukaryota; Metazoa; Arthropoda; Insecta; Diptera; Drosophilidae. The record is from RefSeq and is a predicted model, not a curated record. Gene Ontology annotation, biological process: potassium ion transmembrane transport; protein homooligomerization. Gene Ontology annotation, molecular function: protein binding; delayed rectifier potassium channel activity. Gene Ontology annotation, cellular component: axon; neuronal cell body membrane; voltage-gated potassium channel complex.